AUGUCUGAGGAUUGGGAUUCUGUUACCCGUAUCGGAAGUAAAGUCCGUGGUGGAGGAGGCGGCGGUCUUCGCGAGACAGUUGUCAGAGGACGAUCUGCAUUGAACGCUGCUGCCCGGUCCGGUGCGAUCAUCGGAACAGAGAAGAAGUAUACCACUGGGAAUAUUGCAUCCAAACCUCAUGUAGAGGGACAACAUCUUACGAAAGUUGACCGAAGCGAUGAUAUCAUCCCGCUGCAGGCCGUCGGUGAUGAGGUCGGCAAGGCCAUCCAGCGCCGCCGCAACGAAGAAGGCUACAAGAUGACACAGAAGGAGCUCGCUGCGAAAUGCAACACGACACCCGCUGUCAUAGCCGACUUGGAGCAGAACAAGAAGGGGGCGGAUAAAAAAGUACUACCCAAAAUUGAGAAUGUGCUUAAUAUUAAGCUCACCGGGCGUGAUAUUGGGAAAGAGAAGUUUCCGAAGAAGAAGAAAUGA
This is a messenger RNA of Histoplasma mississippiense, 474 nucleotides long. RefSeq lists its product as hypothetical. The transcript has 2 exons. Gene Ontology annotation, cellular component: nucleus. NCBI's taxonomy places the organism in Eukaryota, Fungi, Ascomycota, Eurotiomycetes, Onygenales, Ajellomycetaceae. The record is from RefSeq and is a predicted model, not a curated record. The coding region runs from base 1 to 474 and encodes 157 amino acids. Gene Ontology annotation, molecular function: DNA binding.